UCAUGCUGAUAGACUUCAGAUGGACUCGACUACUUUGAUGAAUAUUCGUAAUGGUUCCUUGCUCAUUUGCCAGGACUCUCUAAUAAUUACUUGUUGGCGCAGUUUUUGGCUGUGAGCUUUCCAGCUAUUAUUUCCCCCUGCUCAGAACAUGGCAGCUGUAUUCUGUGAUGGAACCCUUUUCAGGAAAAAUCGGCGUGCUUGAUCAAUGAUGGGGCAGAUUGAGUUCCCAGAAGUGCUGAUAUCUUCCGUGGCUUCUACUGACUAUAAAACUGGCGCUAGUUUACAGUUUAUUCAAACGAGAGAGGAUCGAGUUCUUCGUCGAUAGUCACUUCAGACUUCAGGAUCAUCCCCUUGCAUCUGACUGCAAUGACUAAAGCCACGAGCUACCUCUGUCUGGUGCUUGUAGCACUAGCCCUCGUCUCCCCGAGUCUCUGCUACCCUCGCCAUGAUUGGGCACGUCGCCCUACAGGACCAGGAAACAGUAAGCCCGGACCAUCUAUGCAAGAACAAGUUAUGCAAGGUCCUGUCAUAGAGCCUCCACAGUGUCCCAUUCCUGGUCAGGUGUAUAUGGAGUGUGGAUCGGCCUGCCCUCCUACCUGUGAUGAUUAUUUCAACCUCGACCUCAUCUGUCCCCUGGUGUGCGUGCCAGGCUGCCAGUGCCUCAGUGGUUUAGUGUUGGACAAUGACCGCUGUGUACGUCCAAAAGACUGUCUCGUUAUAGAGCCUCCACAGUGUCCCAUUCGUGGUCAGGUGUAUAUGGAGUGUGGAUCGGCCUGCCCACCUACCUGUGAUGAUCUCAACCCCAUCUGUCCCCUGGUGUGCGUGCCAGGCUGCCAGUGCCUCAGUGGUUUAGUGUUGGACAAUGACCGCUGUGUACCUCCAAAAGACUGUGAGCCUCCACAGUGUCCCAUUCGUGGUCAGGUGUAUAUGGAGUGUGGAUCGGCCUGCCCACCUACCUGUGAUGAUCUCAACCCCAUCUGUCCCCUGGUGUGCGUGCCAGGCUGCCAGUGCCCCAGGGGAACUGUUCUGGACGGAAAACGCUGCGUUUCACCAACAACUUGUGAUGCCAAGUUGGUUGAACUGGAAGCAAUAGAUCAGAAAAUUGUAGGAUUAGGCAUUCUCCAGCAUUAGUCUCUAUAACUUGUCUUCCAUGCUCUUGGUGUAGUUUGGUGUGAUCAAUCAGUAAUUGAAAAUGCUGUUGUGAAAAUUAUGGUGGCAAGAACAUACGACCUUUUGUGCA
Messenger RNA from Geodia barretti, 1240 nucleotides. The record is from the annotation of a GenBank genome assembly. NCBI's taxonomy places the organism in Eukaryota, Metazoa, Porifera, Demospongiae, Tetractinellida, Geodiidae.